Cylicocyclus nassatus is the source of this 279-nucleotide messenger RNA. NCBI's taxonomy places the organism in Eukaryota, Metazoa, Nematoda, Chromadorea, Rhabditida, Strongylidae. The record is from the annotation of a GenBank genome assembly.
AUGGACCUGAGGCGGCAAUGCGCUGCUAAUGAGAAAUUCUGCAUUUCGACCGUAACAAAUCUCAAUGGAUUUUUCGUCACAAUAGAUAGGGAUUGCGCCGCGUUCUGCAAAGAAGGAUGUGAAGAACAUGGUUACGGACUUUUCUAUACGCAGUGCACUCGAUGCUGUAAUGAUCCUCUCUGCAACGACUACGAUGGAGCUCACUAUUAUCGUCCAAAGAGUUCGAAGCGCUUAGCCAACUGGUUUCUCUUAGGAACAGCAAUCUUCUCAAUUCUUUAG